GGGUCACAAACACAGUCACAGCAGUCAAAAAUGCUCAGAUGGCAGAAUCCCCUCUACUGUUAAUAGGUGGAGCUGCUGCCACACUCUUGAAAGGUCGAGGAGCUCUGCAAGACAUUGAUCAGCUGUCCCUGUUCAGACCUCUUUGCAAGUUCUGUGCCACUGUGUCGACUGUCAGGGAUAUUGUCCCCACUCUACGGAAAGCCCUGCAGAUUGCUCAGUCAGGAACUCCAGGUCCAGUAUUUGUGGAGUUCCCAAUUGAUGUUCUCUACCCCUACCAGCUGGUGAAGAAAGAGAUAGGGAUGAAGACAGGGCCCAGCGGCUUAGUGCAGCGAAUCAUUAAUUGGUAUCUGGAAAACCAUCUGAGCAACUUGUUCGCUGGGGCCUGGGAAGACAGAAACCCUGGACCUCUGCCUGUAGAGUUUCCGAGAGCCAGCAGUAGUCAAGUGCAAAAGUGCAUAGAGCUGAUAUCUCGUGCCAAAAAGCCGGUGAUACUGCUGGGAAGCCAGGCUACUCUGCCUCCUACGCCAGUCGAGGAUCUGAGGAAGGCUUUAGAGACUUUGGGUGUCCCAUGUUUCCUUGGUGGCAUGUCUCGUGGGUUACUUGGACACCGUAGCAAUAUACAAGCUCGUCAGAAAAGGCGGGAAGCCCUUAAGGAAGCUGACCUGAUUAUUCUUGCAGGAGCUGUUUGUGACUUCCGACUUGGCUAUGGCAGAGUUCUGCCUAGACGCAGCAAAAUUGUUUCUGUCAACAGAGACAACAAGCAGCUUCUGAAGAACUCUGAUAUGUUCUGGAAGCCAACCCUUGCUGUCCAGUCUGAUGUUGCCAGUUUUUUGGUUGCAGUUGUCGGUGGCCUGAAAGGCUACAAGUGCGAUUCUGAAUGGGUGAAAUUACUGCAGUCUCGAGAUCUGGAAACGGAGAAAGCUAACCUUGCCAGAUGUUCUGAAGUGACUGAUGUCCACCUGAAUCCCAUCAAAGUCCUGCAUGCUGUCGAGGACAUCUUGUCGGACGAUGCCAUCCUGGUUGCUGACGGUGGUGACUUUGUAGCCACAGCAUCAUAUAUCCUCAGACCGCGUGGCCCCUUAAGAUGGCUCGAUCCAGGUGCAUUUGGAACCUUGGGAGUUGGAGGAGGUUUUGCUCUCGGCGCCAAACUGUGCAGACCGGAAUCUGACGUGUGGAUUGUGUAUGGGGAUGGUUCACUUGGGUACAGCCUUGUGGAGUUUGACACAUACAAAAGACAUCAGACUCCCAUUUUGGCACUUGUGGGUAAUGAUGCCAGCUGGAUGCAGAUUGAGAGGGAGCAAGUUCCAAUAUUUGGGUCAAGUGUCGCUUGUAAACUUCAGUAUUGUGAGUAUGAUGUUUGUGCCCAAGGACUUGGUGGCAGAGGGCUGCGACUGGACAGAACAAAUGAGGAUCAACUGGAGGCACUUCUGCGCAAAGCUGUGGAAGAAUAUCGGCAGGGAAACAGCGUCUUGAUAAAUGUGCUCAUCGGAAAGACAAAUUUUCGUGAAGGAAGCAUUUCUGUGUGA
This is a messenger RNA of Candidula unifasciata, 1526 nucleotides long. Lineage: Eukaryota; Metazoa; Mollusca; Gastropoda; Stylommatophora; Geomitridae. The record is from the annotation of a GenBank genome assembly.